Messenger RNA from Helobdella robusta, 2535 nucleotides. RefSeq lists its product as hypothetical. The transcript has 6 exons. Gene Ontology annotation, molecular function: glutamate-gated receptor activity. Bases 1 to 2535 code for a protein of 844 amino acids. The record is from RefSeq and is a predicted model, not a curated record. Lineage: Eukaryota; Metazoa; Annelida; Clitellata; Rhynchobdellida; Glossiphoniidae. Gene Ontology annotation, cellular component: membrane.
AUGAACAAAGUUUGGAUAAAGCUCAUGUGGAUCUGCCUAAUUGUAAUGACGAAAAUACUGGAUAUGUUGCCUCAACAUGUUGUACAAGCUAGAUACAGAGGCCGUAAGGAUGAUCUGAUCAUCAACAUUUCAACAGUGCUGGAUCCACCAUUCAUGUCUUUGAAGAGAAACAAAGCCUUCCUGGACCCAACCAACCAGUACGAGGGCUACCUCUACGACAUCCUCAACAAAAUUUUCACCAAUCUCGCAAUCAAGUACAACAUCCGGCUAACCAGUGACGUCACAAACUAUAAUAGGAAUGUGCUAGGACCCAGUGAGGUGCUGGGCACUAGGGAUGUGCUAGAAAACCGAUUUAAACCUGAUGACCACGAAUACGGAGUAAUUGGUGACGUGAUUAAAGGGUUAGCAGAUGUAGGAGCCAGCGUUAGCAUAGUGCCAAAUCCAGCCCUCAAUAAGCUAGUGGACUAUAGCGAGCCCGUUCUAUCACUGAGGUCUUCCAUUAUUUGGCAGCAGGAAGAUCGUCAUCAAGAUCCUCUCCAACAUCAGGAUCGUUAUCAGUAUCGUUAUCCGGAUCAUAGAGAACGUAGAAUCGAUUCAAAAUUAUCGAUAAAAAACACAGCACACCCCUCAAGGAUAACAGACGACAAGCAUUACGACAACAAACUCGGAACCGGUAUUCGAAAGACUACUACAACUCCCACAACAACUACUGCUGCUGCUACUACUCUUACUACUACUGCCACUACUAUAACUACUGCUACUACAACAACUGCAACUACUUCUACUACUAAUAAUAAUAAGGGUAAAAAAAUUUCACAAAAAUCACAACAAUUUCAUCAGCAAGAACAUCGUUAUCCUCAACAAAAACAUAAAAAUACUCAAAAAAGAUCGUCAUCAUUAUUAAAACCAUUAUUAUCAUCAUCAUCGCCACCCAAAUCGUCAUCAUCAUCAUCAUCUAAAUUGUCAUCGUCGUCGUCAUCAUCAUUGCUAUCACAUGAUCGAUUCAACGACAUAGCAACGACACUGGAACGCCUUCUACACGGCAACUACACAAUUGGAUUGGUAAGAAAUAGCGCCCAAUUUUUACAAUUACGUCAUCUAGUUAAUGACGUCAGCCUCAAUAACAACAACAACAAAAAUGACAUCAUCAACAACAACAAAAACAAAGAAACAACACACAAUAAAUAUACUGCUGAAAAUGAUAGUUUCUACAACUAUUUUAACAUUAGUGGAGUUGAAAAUAAUUCAAGACAUCAUCAACAACAACAACAACAAUCAAAUCAACGACAACAUCAUCAACAACAACCACAUCAGCGACGACAACAACAACAUCAACUUCAACAUCGUCAUCAUUAUUCAAAUCAACAAAAUUCAUAUAAGUUCGGAAAACACCUAAACCAACUGCAACCAACAAUGCAAACAUCAAAAUCUACUAAGCUAAAGCAACUAAAACAACAGCAACAUCAGAAACAGCAACAAAAAAUUUUACCCAGAUUAGCCGAGCUGCUGCAGCAGCUGAAGAUCAUAGCCGUUGAUAGCUUAGUCGAAGGCCUGGAUCGGCUAAGGCGGGAAAGACUCGCCCUAAUACUCGAUUCUCCGAUAGCCGAAUAUCACGCUGGCCGGUAUCCAUGUAACAUCUUCCUCAGCGAACCGUUUCUAGCCGAGACAAAUUACUUUUUUAUCCUCAGAAAAACCGAUUCAGAUACCGAUGAUGAUAAUAAUAAUAAUAAUAAUAAUAACAAUAAUAAUAAUAUGGCUAAUAAUGAGAACAUUGACAAAUAUAAUAACGAUGAUGAUGAUGAUGAUGACGGCGUUAAAUUUGAUGACGACGACAAUGAUGGUGAUGGUGGUUAUAUCGACGAAGAUGGUUAUAUCGACGAUGACGUCAUAAACGAUGAUGAUGAAGACGAUUGCGUCAUUAGGAAUGCUUAUAAUGAAUGUGUUGUGAAGCAAAUUAACAACAACAACAAAAAUGACAUUAGCAACAAAAAUAAUAAUUCUGCUACUACGAACACUACUACUUCUACCACUGCUAUUACUACUACUACUACUACUACUGCUACUACUACUACUAUCACAAAAAAAUAUUUUCAGAGCCGAUCAAAAAAGUCUAUCGACAACAAAAUUAAAAAAAAUAAAAACAAACAAACCAAUAAAAACACCAAUAACAACAAAAACAUAGUCAGUGAAGCCAACAAAGACAUAACAAACUUUCAGACUUUCAAGUCAAAAUUCAAUUCGGAGAUCAGAAAGCUUAAACAAAAUGACGUCAUCCAAUCAAUUUAUCUCUACUGGUGGAAACCCGAGUGCUCUUUCAACCAGCCAACCAAUAAAAUUUCGUCAAAGAAGAGGGGUGGGAGCAAAUACCCCGUCACUCCAUCGUCGCAGCCAAUCAUGUUUCAGCCUGAUAGUAAACGUUAUCAAAACUUUGAUGACGUAAAUCUCGCUUGUAAAAAUGCUGAUUGUGAAAUUUAUUGUCUUUGGUUUUGCAUUACAAUCUUUAUAUUUUUUAGGAUGAUUUUUACAUUAGCAUAA